AUGGAGCUAUCAAACAAACUCCGUUGGGACCAGUUCUUGAUUUUGGCAGCAGCACUUAUGUCACCUGCAUUAACGGUGCUGUGUAAUGAUAUCCUCAGCCUGAAGGUGGCAGGAGAUCCAGUGCUAACCCCCAACUCCGUGUGCCUGAGGCUGGCAGGCCUCAGUAAGCGUCAGAUGCGGAUGUGUGUGCGGAGUCCCGACGUGACAGCCUCCGCGCUGCAGGGCAUCCAGGUGGCCAUCCACGAGUGUCAGCACCAGUUCAGGGACCAGCGGUGGAACUGCUCCUCGUUGGAGGGCCUCGGCCAGGUGCCCCAGCACUACACCAUCCUCAACCGGGGCUACCGCGAGAGUGCCUUCUCCCUGGCCUUACUGGCAGCGGGUGUGGCUCACUCUGUGGCCACGGCCUGCAGCAUGGGCAAGCUGCGGGGGUGCGGCUGCGAGGCCAAGCGUCGCCAGGACGAUGACAAGAUCCGACUGAAACUCACACAGCUGCAGCUGCAGACCCUGCAGAAGGGCGGGGUAGGCAUCGGCAUGACACGGUCAUUACCCCUGGAGUUAAACGGUCGCCAUGGUGAGCUGCCCGCUAACCUGCGCUCCACCCACCCCUCCGCCCUGCUCAAGCCUUUACCAGAUGAGCUGAGCUCCAUGCAGGAGACCUGGGAGUGGGGGGGCUGCAGCCAUGACGUCCGCUUUGGGGAACGGUUCUCCAGAGACUGGCUGGACUCCAGCGGGUCUCCAAGAGAUAUCCACGCUCGCAUGAGGAUACAUAACAACCGGGUGGGAAGACAGGCACUGAAUGACAAUAUGAAGAGGAAGUGCAAAUGUCAUGGCACAUCCGGGAGCUGUCAGUUUAAGACCUGCUGGCACGUGUCUCCAGAGUUCCGGCUUGUGGGUUCUCUACUCAAGGAAAAGUUCCGGUCAGCCAUUUUCGUCAACUCACAGAACAAGAACAAUGGGGUUUUCAACACUCGAACGGGAAACGUCGCCGGCAGGAGCACGGGGGGACUCAGUGGAGGCCGCCGCCGCAGCAUGUCCAGAGAGCUGGUGUACUUUGAGAAGUCUCCUGACUUCUGUGAGCGGGAUGCAUCCGUGGACUCCCCAGGCACACAAGGACGCAUCUGCAACAAGACCAGCUACAACACAGACAGCUGCAGCUCACUGUGCUGCGGCCGCGGACACAACAUCCUGAAACAGACACGCAGUGAACGCUGCAACUGCAGAUUUCACUGGUGCUGCUACGUGUUGUGCGACGAGUGUCGUCUCACAGAGUGGGUCAACGUGUGCAAGUAGAUUCAAGUUCACUCUGCAGUCCCAGCUGCCUUUGCCCAUCCAGGACUCAAGACCGUGAGCCUGUCCCUUGGCCCACUCCUGUUGUUCGGGUGUUUGUUUUGCUCUUUGUGUAACUCUCCCAGAGAAUCUGUUUACCCCCUACUCCCCCACCUCUCCUAUUUUUCACUCCAUCAUCUGGGAUCUAUUUUCUCUCUGUAGCCGCUGUUAUUCUGAAAAUGCCAAGUCAGAGAUUGAAGAGGUGAUUCAUGACAUUUGUCGUGUUUAGGCGCUGCCCUCUCAGCCAUGAAAACCGCCUCCUCGCCAUCUUUUCUAUCCCACAAAACAACAACGAGCAACAGCAAAAGAAGUGUUUCUGUUAUAGCCUCACACUUACUCAUCUCUUUGAACAAUAGCCGGGUAUUUUACUGUGUACAUGUAUAUUUGUAAAUUUGUUAUUAAUAUUAAUAUUAUUAUGGUGUUGGGGCCGGUCUUUUCGGUUCUUAUUAAUGACAGGUUGAUGCUGGCUCAGGAUGGUGAGCCUGUGCUGUUGUAGAACAGUCUCACAGCAGAAUAUAUAUUUUGUUACUCGACAAUAUUUUGCACCUGAAGCUCAGACAGAGGAGUCAGUCUCAAGAGUAGAGUUUUAUGAAGGCAAAAAAAGAGUAGAGUGGGUAUUUGUGACGUUUGAAGCACUGAUACUUGUGAUAGUUACCCUUCUCACAGAAGCAGCACGACAGAAAGCACACGUAUGCCUUUUCCAAGCUCAUCAAAGCUUAAUUACCUGUAAGACUUUAAGAUGAGAUGACACCACAUCAGUUCUGGAGACAGAUCGAGGCCUCGAAUCUCUUAACGCUGAAUAAACUAAUCGUUUACAUUUAUUUAUAUCAUUGUAAUAUAGUAACUACUUCACAAGA
Messenger RNA from Pleuronectes platessa (European plaice), 2183 nucleotides. It is a transcript of the gene wnt10b, whose product is annotated as wingless-type MMTV integration site family, member 10b. Gene Ontology annotation, biological process: cell fate commitment; canonical Wnt signaling pathway; multicellular organism development. Gene Ontology annotation, cellular component: extracellular region. NCBI's taxonomy places the organism in Eukaryota, Metazoa, Chordata, Actinopteri, Pleuronectiformes, Pleuronectidae. The transcript has 4 exons. The record is from RefSeq and is a predicted model, not a curated record. Gene Ontology annotation, molecular function: frizzled binding; cytokine activity. The coding region runs from base 1 to 1290 and encodes 429 amino acids.